CUGAAUAAAAAAUUCUCUCAAAAAGAAGACAAAAAUCACCCGAACCAAAGAAACACAGAACACAUCAUAAAAGAGAAGCAGAGAAGUGAGAACAUGCCAGGACAGACUAAGCCAAAACCAAUAGCACAGAUCUCUGAUAUCUUCAAACAAGAAAAACAUGAAAAAAUCAGAACUGUGCUUACCACUGGAGAGGCUGGCAUAGGAAAAUCUUUCUAUGUCCAGAAAUUCAUACAAGGCUGGGCUAAAAAUGAAAAAUCAGCUUAUGAAUGGCUAAAGUUUUGGAAGAGACACAGUGAUGACCCAGACCUUAUAUUUCCACUGACUUUCUCUGAACUAAAUAUGAAAAAAAACAAAAAAUUCAGUUUGGUGGGACUUCUCAAUCAUUUCUUUGAAGAAACCAAACAGUCUGUGAUCUCCAGCUACACGGAGUAUCCAGUGCUGUUUGUCUUUGAUGGCUUGGAUCAAUUUGAACCUCAUCUUGACUUUGACAACAGCGAGACCUUGACUGAUAUCAGACAGACAGCCUCAGUGGAUGUGCUACUGACAAACCUCAUCAAGGGGAAUCUGCUUCCUUCAGCCCAAGUCUGGAUAACCUCCCAACCUUCAGCCAGUGAGAAGAUCCAUCAUGAUUUUGUCAGCAGGUUGACAGAAAUACGAGAGAAGCCACAUAUUGUUAGUCACCGGAAACUCAAAUCUCAUCUGAAGGCCCAGUUUCGCUGUGUGUCUGAAGGGAUUGAUAAGAAGGGAAAUUCUGCUCUUCUGAAUGAGAUCUACACUGAUCUCUACAUCAUAGAGGGAGAUACUGAAGAGGUCAAUAGUCAGCACGAGUCCAGGCAGAUUCAAGGGGCAUCAUUCAAAUCAUUAAGAAAAGAAACAUCCAUUAAAUACCAUGACAUCUUCAAACCUGUAUCAGGGCAAGCUAAAAUCAGAACUGUGCUAACAAAUGGAGUGGCAGGCAUUGGAAAAACAAUUGCUUCACAGAAGUACAUGCUGGAUUGGGCUGAGGGUGUGGCCAACCAGGAGAUACACUACACAUUUUCUUUUCCUUUCCGGGAGCUGAAUUUGAGAAAAGAUGAUGAACACAGUUUAGAGGGACUUAUUCAUCAGUUCUUCCCGGUUAUGUCAACAUCAGAAAUCUCCAACUAUGACAGAUAUGGAAUUCUGAUUGUCCUGGAUGGUCUCGAUGAGUGUCGGUUUGAUCUUAACUUCAAAGACAGUCCAAUCUGUAGAGAUGUCAAGGAGUCAACCUCACUGAAUGUUCUCCUGACAAACCUCAUCCAGGGAAACCUGCUCACCAAAGCUCAAAUCUGGAUCACCUCCCGACCAGCAACAUCCAAUCGCAUCCCUGCUACGAAUGUCGACCGGAUGACUGAGGUGCGAGGAUUCAAUGAUUUGCAGAAGGAGGAGUACUUCAGGAAGAGAUUCCGUGAUGAAGACUUGGCCGAGAGAAUCAUCUCACAUGUCAAGAAAUCAAGGAGCCUUUACAUUAUGUGCCACAUCCCUGUCUUCUGUUGGAUCACUGCAACAGUCCUGGAAAAGUUGGUGAGCACAAACCAGGCAGGAGAAAUGCCCAAGACUCUGACUGACAUGUACAUACGCUUUCUUUUGCUACAGUGUGAACAAGGCAAUGUGAAGUAUGGCAGAAGUCAGGAAGGUGACAGGUCUGAGACAUCUGAGAUACCGGAGACUGAUGGCACAUCGGACAGAAAUUCAUGCUGGAAUACAGAAAACAAAAAUACCAUUCUGUCUCUGGGGAAACUGGCCUAUGAAGAGCUUGAGAAAGGAAACCUGGUCUUCACUGAAGAAGAUCUGGCAGAGUGUGGCAUUGAUAUCACAGCAACUGCAGUCUACUCGGGAUUAUUUACAAAGAUCUCAAGAGAUGACAAUGGGCUGUACAAACAGAAAAUGUUCUGCUUCGUCCAUCUGAGCAUUCAGGAGUUUCUGGCUGCUGUUUAUGUCUUUCUCACAUUCAACAAUGAACGUCAAAAUGUGCUUACCACACCAGCCUCCACGGGUGAAGACCUCCCUGCAUACGACUUCUAUAAGAGUGCAGUGGACAAGGCUUUAGGCAGCAAAAACGGAGACUGGGACCUGUUUCUCCGCUUCCUCCUUGGCCUUUCUCUGGAGACUAAUCAAAAACCUCUGCAACAACUGCUGUCCCAGACAGAAGACAGCUCUGAGGCCAACAAGAAAACAAUUGAGUACAUUAAGGAGAAGAUCAGGGAUGAGAGCCAAGAUGCAGAUAAAAAUAUCAAUUUGUUCCACUGUCUGAAUGAGCUGAACGACCAUUCUCUUGUGAACGAGAUCAAAGAGUCAAUGCGCUCAGGAAGUCAUGCAUAUGAAAAGUUUACCCCCGCCCAGUGGUCAGCGCUGACAUUUGUCUUGCUGACAUCAGAUGAGAAGCUGGAUGUGUUUGAUCUAAAGGAGUACCUCAAAUCAGAGGACGUUCUUCUGGGGAUGCUACCAGUGGUCAAAAUCUCCACAACUGCUUUGCUGAGUUGGUGUGAGCUUUCUGAGAAAGCCUGUGCAGGUCUGGCCUCCUCAGUCCUCAGCUCCUGUUCCUCCAACCUGACAGAGCUGGACCUCAGUAAUAACGACCUGAUGGAUUCAGGUGUGGAGUCGCUUUGUGAUGGUCUUGAGGUUGUCAGCUGCAGACUAGAGAUUCUCAAAUUGUCCGGUUGUCAGGUGACGGAGAUAGGCUGUGCUUCACUGGCCUCGGCUCUGAACUUCAGAGCCUCCAAGCUGAAACAGCUGGAUCUGAGCUACAAUCACCCAGGAGACUGUGGCGUGGCAGAACUCUCUGCAAUAAAGGAGAAUCCAGAUUUCAGCCUGGAGACACUCAGAUUGGAUCAUGGUGGAGAGCACCGGUUACAACCAGGGCUGAAGAAAUAUUGUGUUGAUCUGACGCUGGACAAAAACACAGCAAGCGGGAGGCUGGAUGUGUCCAAAGGGAACAAGAGCGCAGUGAAGGUGAAAGAGGAUAAUCUAAUAUCUCAGGUAAUUUGUAAACAAGGUCUCAAGAGUCGCUGCUACUGGGAGGUGGAGUGGAGCGGGACGGUCCACAUUGGAGUGACAUAUAAAGAAGUCAAAAAGAGUGGACAGGACAGUGGCUGUGGCCCAGGAAGCAGUAAGAGGUACUGGAGACUGUGCUGCUCAAACACCAAAUACACUGCCUGGCAUGAGACGCCCACAAGUGUUCCAGCCCCCUCCCAAAAAAUAGCUCUGUUUCUGGACUGGGAAGGUGGCACUCUGGACUAUUACACUGUCUCCUCUGGAAAGUUGACACACAAACACACCUUCCGUGCCAAAUUCACCGAGCCCCUUUACCCCAGCUUUUGGUUUAAGCAUGGCUCAGUGUCUCUGCAUCCCACAGAUUUGGAUCAUGAAGCAGAGGGUCAGUUAAAGCCAGAGCUGAAGAAAUAUGGUGUGGCUCUCACGCUAGACGAAAACACAGCAAGUGAAAAGCUGGUUCUGUCCGAAGAGAGCAGGAAAGCAAGAAAAGUGGAGGGGGAGAGGGUCUCAUAUUGUCACCAGUCGGAGAGGUUUAAGAGGACUCAGGUGAUUUGUAGAGAAGGUCUCAGAGGGCGCUGCUACUGGGAGGUGGAGUGGAACGGGACGGUCGGCAUUGGAGUGGCAUAUAAAGGAGUGGAAAGGAGGGGAUGGGACAGCGGCUGCGGCAUGGGAUCCAAUGACAAGUCCUGGAGUCUGCUCUGCUCAAACACAGAAAACACUACCUGGCACAAGACGCCCACAAGUGUUCCAGCGCCCUCCCAAAAAAUAGCUCUGUUUCUGGACUGGGAAGGUGGCACUCUGGACUAUUACACUGUCUCCUCUGGAAAGCUGAAACACAUCCACACCUUCCGUGCUGAAUUCACCGAGCACCUCUACCCAGGCUUCUGGUUUGAGAAAGGCUCUGUGUUUCUGUGUCCCCCAGAGUAAGUCAAUAUGGGGGAAAAAAUGCAGGGAAAAAUACAUUUUAAUUUUCACUGGUCACAGUUUACACUAACUCUUCUAACCACCAUCUUAUUGAGGCAAUACUGAGAUAAAAAUGGAAGAACCAGUGUUUCUUGGAAUGUUUAAUAUUGUCAUACAUUAAGAAAUAACUUUACUGACUGCAUUGAUUGAAUACUAUAUCUUAUUCAAGAAUCUUUGAUGGUACUACUACGUUAAAAUUUUUUGAAGAGGUUAAACUAAUGACAUAAAAACCCAAGGAUAUCUUUUUUGUGAAGUAUUUCUUAUUAAAUAGGUGUCGGAAUACGUUAUGUUACGGUACAAUAUGUGCGUGUCAUUUUUCAUAUUCAAACAUGGUGAUGAAGGCUCUGUUCUGAAAUGCGUUGGGUUUUUCUAGUGUGACGUGAGCAAA
Myripristis murdjan (pinecone soldierfish) is the source of this 4363-nucleotide messenger RNA. Its product is annotated as NLR family CARD domain-containing protein 3-like. The coding region runs from base 94 to 3939 and encodes 1281 amino acids. NCBI's taxonomy places the organism in Eukaryota, Metazoa, Chordata, Actinopteri, Holocentriformes, Holocentridae. The transcript is spliced from 8 exons. Gene Ontology annotation, molecular function: protein binding. The record is from RefSeq and is a predicted model, not a curated record.